GCGCGCGCUGACGGCAGUUGGCGGCCUGGGGGCGCGCGCUGACGGCAGUUGGCGGCUUGUGGCUCGAGGACACGCGCGUCCCGUCGACAGUUGGAGGCACGUGGCGCGCACACGACGGUUGAUGCGCGGGGACUCGCUCUGACAAGAGUUGGUGGUUCGGGCCGCGCGCGCGAUCGACAGACGGUUGGCGACUCGGGAGCGCGCGCUGACGACGGCCCGGGGCCGCGCGCUUUGUUUUGAAGUUGACGGCGGCCGGUUGUCCGGGCGACGGUUGUUGAUCCGCCAUACCACCCGCCAGCCCCAGCACUCGCCGGCCACACACGCCGGGCGCGGCAGCAUGUUCUCGGGCUCCAGGACGUCGUCGCCGGGCUCGGCCACCGCGGCCGGGCCCUGCGCGGAGCGGCAGACCGACAUGGCGGCGUGCGAGGGUAACGAGAAGGAGCUGCAGGACGGUAUGCAGGAGGGCAAGGACCAAAUCAAGGAGCUGAACGAGCGCUUCGCCAAGUACAUCAACAACACGGUGCUGAGCCUGCAGCGCAAGAACAAGGAGCUGCUGGCCGAGGUGAAGAAGCUGGAGAAGGAGGAGUUCAACGCGGCCGAGAAGGCGUACCAGAAGGACUACCAGGACUUUCAGUCGCGGGUGGAUGAAAUCCAAAACGAGCUGGUGCUGUUGAAGCUGGAGAAGGACAAGCUCAAGUCGCGGCUGGAGAAGGAGUGCCUGCUGAAGCGCGAGUUUGACCGCGACUUCCAGGACCUGAAGAAGCGGCUGGAGGAAGCGGGCGGCGGCCUGGAGCGGCUGCAGUGUCAGUUCAAGCUGUUGGAGGCUCAACUGGCGCAGCUGCGGCUGGUGCGGGACCAGGAGCGCAUCUACUGGCAGCAGAAGCUGGACAACCUGCAGAACUCGGAGCAGGCGGACAACGGCUCGCUCGACCUGGAGCAGGCGCUGCGCAACAUGCGGCAGGAGUACGAGCAGAUGGCGCGGCGCAACAAGGAGGAGCUGGCCCGAUACCGGCACAAGUUCGAGGAGAACAGCGUGCCGCUGCAGCGCAUCAAGAAGGAGACCGAGUGCUACCGCAACGCUGUCACCGACCUGCGGCUCCGCGACGAGAUGCACAAGAACCACUUGCAGGAGAAGGAGCGGGAGAUCGGCCGCAUCCGCGACUACAACAAGGCGCUGGAGAAGAAGCUAGAGACGCACACGGCCGAUUUCCAGACGCUGCUCGGCGUCAAGAACGCGCUGGAGCAGGAGCUUUCCGGCUACAAGAGUCUUCUCAACCAGGUGGAGAAGAAGUCGCGGGACUACUCCAACGCCGCCUGCAUCACCAGCGGUGCGCAGCCCGCCAAGGCGGCCGAGGAGAACAACAAGAUGUGGUGCUAGGGCACCGGCCGUCCGGGCAGGGGACAGUACCCCCGUUCCGGGGCACCUUUGCCUAGCCCAAGAUACCCCAGCCCAGCCCGGGGCACCCCUGUCUACCCUUGAUGCGCUGCAGCCCGAGGCAACCCUGCCGGAACACCUUGUCCCCUCCCCGGGGUACACCUCUGCCCUGUCCUCUCCACCCCAGCACGAAGCACCCCUAUCCAACCCGAGAUACCCCUUCCCCAUUCCGGGGCACUCCUGCCCAGGCCAAGAUACCCCUCCGCAGGACACCGCUACGCGACCUACUCCGGCCCGAGGCACCCUGUCCCCACCCCUCCGCAGGGUAGCCGUGCCCGACCCAGACCGUGGCAUCCCUUCCCCAGACCGGCCUGGGACACACUCUCCUUUCCCUACCCCAGUACACCCUAGCCCACCCCAGCCCAAGGCACCCUUUCCCCCGCAUAGCCGCGGCGGACCUGCCAACCUCGGCCCGGGCACUCCCCCCAGCUCUCCCCGGGGCAAUCGUGCUAACUCCGGCACGGUGCACCCAACUCCCCAGCCCUCCUCGUGGCAGUCCUGCCCACCCUCAGCUAACCACCUUCAACGAUACCUUUUUAAAACACCGACAACAGUCCGAGUAUUUAGGCGUUUAAACGCGCAGCAAUGCUCUCAGCUCAUUGAAAUUUCAUUGUAAGAUCACUAUUUAAUUAUCUGAUUUUAGUGAUGCUCCAGUUUAAAGACAAAAAUAAACGUCUUCAAAUUCCAACUGCAUGGAACGUGUCAUAAGAACAGAUUUGUUUUUAUUUAUAAUAGCCCACUGUUGCCAUGAAUCAAUCUGGAUGGAUGAACUUUUUUUUGGUCUUUGAAUUAGUAAAUUACAAACGCCAUUCCCGAUUGUGUUUUGGCAUGAGUACAGUUUAUUUGUUGUAGUUUGUAAUAAACCUGCAAACACUUAUUGAUAUUGUUUUAGGCUUUCAUUCA
Messenger RNA from Leucoraja erinaceus (little skate), 2338 nucleotides. RefSeq names its product vimentin-like. Lineage: Eukaryota; Metazoa; Chordata; Chondrichthyes; Rajiformes; Rajidae. The coding region runs from base 338 to 1378 and encodes 346 amino acids. The record is from RefSeq and is a predicted model, not a curated record. The transcript has a single exon.